CAUGAGAGCGUGCGGCCGAACGGGCACUGCCUGAGCCGGUCCUGUCCACAGGGAGCUCCUGCCCAUCUCUCCAGACCCAGCCGCAGUGAGCACUUCGAGGCGCCCCCCCCGCCUGCAGAAGUCCAUGAGGUCCACGAGGAAGUCCAUGAAGUUCAUGAACCAGAGGAAGUCCAGGAAGAGGAGAAGCCAAGACUCAAACUCACUGCUCCUAAGAUUCCGGAAGGGGAGAAAGUAGACUUCGAUGACAUCCAGAAGAAGCGCCAGAACAAGGACCUCUUGGAGCUGCAGGCUCUCAUCGACAGCCACUUCGAGGCCCGCAAGAAAGAGGAAGAGGAGCUGGUCGCGCUCAAGGAGAGGAUCGAGAAGCGCCGUGCGGAAAGGGCUGAGCAGCAGAGGAUCCGGGCCGAGAGGGAGAGGGAACGCCAGAGCAGACUGGCGGAGGAGAAGGCCCGGCGGGAGGAGGAGGAGGCCAAGAGGAGGGCCGAGGACGACUUGAAGAAGAAGAAGGCUCUGUCCUCCAUGGGUGCCACCUACAGCAGCUACCUGGCCAAGGCUGACCAGAAGAGAGGCAAGAAGCAGACGGCCCGGGAGAUGAAGAAGAAAGUCCUGGCCGAGAGGCGGAAGCCCCUCAACAUCGACCACCUCAGCCAGGAGAAGCUCAUGGACAAGGCCAAGGAGCUCUGGGAAACCCUGUACCAGCUGGAGACCAACAAGUUUGAUUACGCGGAGAAGCUGAAGCGCCAGAAAUACGAAGUCACCAACCUCAGGAGCCGCAUCGACCAGGCCCAGAAGCACAGCAAGAAGGCUGGGACUACGGCCAAGGGCAAAGUCGGCGGGCGCUGGAGGUAAAGCAGCCGAAGAGGUUCCCAGAGGCAGACACUCUCAGCCCGUGGGGCCCACGUGGAGGCAUCUGGCUCCCAGGCACCUCCUGUGUCUCUGUCCUCGCUGCCCCCAACCUCUGGGGUCUGUAAAUAAAGCUAGCAGACUCCCCUCAGA
Messenger RNA from Kogia breviceps (pygmy sperm whale), 996 nucleotides. Lineage: Eukaryota; Metazoa; Chordata; Mammalia; Artiodactyla; Physeteridae. The record is from RefSeq and is a predicted model, not a curated record.